GCAAUGGAAAACUGCUCCACAGCUACUGAAUUUAUCCUUGUGGGUUUCAGGGAUCUUCCAGACCUCCAAAUAACAUUUUUUAUCAUUUUUCUGGUGCUAUACUUCACCACUGUCCUUGGCAAUGGAAGUAUCAUUGCCCUCAUAAGUGCCGACUCUCAACUUCAUACCCCUAUGUACUACUUUCUUAAGAACCUAUCCUUCCUAGAUCUCUGCUAUUCAUCUGCCAUUGCUCCUAAAGCUCUAGUGAACUUUUUUGAGACAUCUAACAUCAUUUCUUAUGAGGGCUGUGUGGCCCAGUUGAUGCUCUUCACCAUCUUUGUUACCACAGAAGGUUUUCUUUUAGCAGUCAUGGCCUAUGACCGCUUCAUUGCCAUUUGCUACCCUCUCCUCUAUCCAACGAAGAUGUCAAAGAAAUCUUGCUAUCGUCUAGUGGCCACUUCUUAUGCCUGUGGUUGUACCAAUGGUGUAAUACAGACUAGCGUCUCUUUCCGCUUAAGAUUCUGCAACCAUAGCAAAAUCAACCACUUUUUCUGUGAUGUCCCUGCCGUCAUGAAGGCUGCCACCACAAAUACACAUAUCAAUGAAGUUGUGAUGUUCUCACUCUGCAAUGUUAUCAUUGCAGUGACAACAGUGGUAAUAUUCACCUCCUAUGCUUACAUUAUGAACACAAUUCUCAAGAUCGGCUCUGCAGAGGGUAGGCAAAAAGCCUUUUCCACCUGUGCCUCUCACAUAACUGCAGUGACAAUCUUUUAUGGCACAGUGUUCUUCAUUUAUGCUCAACCAGCUGCUAUAUCCUCUCCUGCUCAGAGCAAAAUUGUAUCAGUGUUCUAUACUCUUGUCAUCCCCAUGUUGAACCCCUUAAUCUACAGCCUCAGGAACAAAGAUGUCAAAGAAGCUCUGAAGAGGACUUUGGGCAAAAAAAGAUUCUUUUCCAUGAGCUGA
Molecule: messenger RNA, 942 nt
Organism: Anolis sagrei ordinatus
Lineage: Eukaryota; Metazoa; Chordata; Lepidosauria; Squamata; Anolidae
Product: olfactory receptor 9S13-like
Biological process (GO): G protein-coupled receptor signaling pathway; sensory perception of smell
Cellular component (GO): membrane
Molecular function (GO): olfactory receptor activity; odorant binding; G protein-coupled receptor activity
Source: RefSeq, a predicted model, not a curated record